This is a messenger RNA of Guillardia theta CCMP2712, 1409 nucleotides long. RefSeq lists its product as hypothetical. The transcript has 6 exons. Gene Ontology annotation, biological process: phospholipid transport. Bases 182 to 1198 code for a protein of 338 amino acids. The record is from RefSeq and is a predicted model, not a curated record. NCBI's taxonomy places the organism in Eukaryota, Cryptophyceae, Pyrenomonadales, Geminigeraceae.
GAAGUAGGACAUGGCGGGGCUAUGAUGAAGAGGGCGAUGGAAAAUUGGUGACGAGGAGACAGCGCAACAAACAUGCUCCGACAAGGCGCAAAACAUUCAUAACGAUGCGAAGUAGCUGAUACCAUGUGGAUGUUGAACGCGUUGGAGGCAAGUGUCAUGACAUCUGUUCCAUCAAAGAACCAUGGGUUUAUGCGAUGAAGGGACGCAUAGGAAGAUGAGACACCUUCGAGUGAUCCCUCUUAUCUUCCUGCUUCUAUUGCAUGUGGUGGUUGUCGAGGCAUUUUCCCUUAGUCUUGGGAAACAAUCCAACUCGACCAGGAUCUUUGAUCCCUUCAAAUGGUUCAGAUCUUUGAAAGGGAGCCGAUCGGGGGGUUUAGAGUUAAAUCGCGCGAACCGUUUGGCAGAAGGAUUGAAGCAUUCCGUUCGCUUCCUAGAGUCAAUUGCUAUGAAGAUUACAAGGAUAUAUGAAUAUCGAGUAACGAUGCCAUUAUCGAAAGAAGAUUUCGAUCGGGGUAAGAUGUACGCUGUUGUGAAAAUGUCCGAACGUGAAGACGACGGCAACGGAGGACGGGUAGUGAACAUCCUCAGCUUCGGAAAACAGGUGCACAAGCUCUAUGGUGUCGGAAUCCACUGCCGGAAGCAAUACAAUAUUGCUCGUAGAUUGCCGAAAUGGGUUCAGAUGACCAUUAGUAGCUCCAUUAUACUCGAAGAAGAGUCUUGGCACUUUGAUCACCAUAACUUGACCAUUGUUGAUCUGCGCAUCCCGAAGCUGCCGGGGUUCAUUCUUCAUAUCACUUCUGUUCAAAAAGAGGGGCAUGGCGCAAGCAAUGCUCACAAUCUGACGGAAACCUUACUGGCAAAGCGAGAGAUUGUAAAUAUUGAUAUGACCGACAUUGAGCAGUCUUGUUUGAGAAAUACUCAAUGCAAAAACAAUUCGAACACGAAUUUCGCUAAGAUUGCAGACUCAAAUUACAGUGGCCCCCUAUCUACUUCUUACAAGGUGGUUGCUGUGCACUUUCCGUACUUUGGACUUCAAGACACAGCUGAGUCCCUUAUCAAGGAACAUCAGACCUCCUUGUGCGUCUUUCCCUUGUUCAAUCACUUUUCCGCAACACUGAACACAUUCAUGGAGCAGAUUCCUGAAGACCCACAAGCUCAUAAUGAACUCCUGGGUCGAAUGGAAUGUGCUUCCGUUUAGUGAGAUCGAAGAGAUGUUCAUCACGCAGGCUCAGCAACAAGUCACCACUACAAAACAUUCUCCGGCCGAUACUCUCCGAAACACGUCUCAACGUGAAAUUUAGCUUGGUAUUGUCGCCGUCAUGUUGUUUUAUGCUCUUGAUGCUUUGAUUCUCUGAUGAUCUUAACCAGAAAAUGGUGUCUGUCCCUGCGAUGAAUGAUUACUAUGUCUU